Molecule: messenger RNA, 1686 nt
Organism: Alternaria burnsii
Lineage: Eukaryota; Fungi; Ascomycota; Dothideomycetes; Pleosporales; Pleosporaceae
Exons: 1
Coding region: 1-1686 (561 amino acids)
Source: RefSeq, a predicted model, not a curated record
AUGAGAUUAAUCGACUGUCGCGGCGGCUCGCUGCGGAUGCAGGAGUUCAUCGGACGUCCGCCAAUUCCCUUUGCUAUCCUCUCGCAUACCUGGGACAGCGAAGAGGUCAACUUUCAGGCCUUCAACGACAUCGCCACGCGCACUGCGGCUAAGGGCUGGACAAAGAUCGAGCGCACAUGUCGUGAGGCCCAGCGAUGCGGGUUCGACUACGUCUGGAUAGAUUCGUGCUGCAUCGACAAAACCAACAAUGCCGAACUGAGCGAGUCGAUCAACUCCAUGUUUCAAUGGUACAGCGAGGCCGACCUCUGUCUCGUCUAUCUUGCUGACUUCGAUGCCAACGCUACCGAUAACGAGCUCGUUAGUAUGCUGCAUAGUGCUCGCUGGUUCUCACGUGGAUGGACAAUGCAGGAGAUUAUCGCUGCGCGAGCCGCGAAUUUCUACGAUCGUGCGUGGAACCAAUUCGGUACGCGAGAAUCUCUACGCGACAUACUUGCGUAUAUUACAAACAUCGAUGUGGAGGUCUUUGCUCCACCAGAGGGCCCUGAUGCCUUGAGUACUCGUGACCUGCUUGACGCUAUUCCUGUCGGUCGCCGCAUGUCGUGGGCAGCAUCCCGUCAAACGACUAGACCUGAGGACAUGGCAUACUGUCUGAUUGGUCUGUUUCAGGUCAACAUGCCAAUGCUCUACGGCGAGGGUGGAGAACAAGCGUUCAUUCGACUCCAAGAGGAAAUCAUGCGCGACAGGAAUGAUCUCAGCCUGUUCGCAUGGCGAGCAAAGGAUUCUUCAACGCACCGUGGAAUCCUCGCCCGCAGUCCGGAUGAGUUUGUUGGGCUGAGUAGUCUUCAACUCGAACAGGACAUCAAAUUCAACCCAGACUUUUCCAUGUCUAACAAGGGACUGCGCAUAAAUACAUUCUUGAAGCUUGCUGGGGACAGAUUUCCAGGAGAGGUUAUAAUGCCACUACACUGUUAUACUGAAAAACCCAUGGGUGAGAGUGUGCCGCAAACUGGGGUGUUUCUCAAGCACGAAGGCGCAAGCGUGUACGUCCGAACAAGGCCCCAGUCGUUCGCGCUGCUGACCGAUUCGACGCCCGUCUCAAGCAGUAAUACAAUUUUUAUAUCCAAGCGUGUGCGAAGAACAGCAAACACCGCAGUCCAUGCGAAGCAUCCGAGCGAAAAUGGCGGCAAUCUUGGUGCAAUCUAUUUCGGAAUCACAGACGUCCAGUCCGGACACCAUGCCGUACCCAAGCUGAUCGAAAUCGAGCCCAAAGACCUUUGGGAUGCUCAGAAUAACUGCUUUCUUACACGCGACUUGCGAAACUUGACCGCAUUUCUUCGAUUCCACAUUGUGGGGCUGGGCAACUACCCAGGCGAGUUUGUAGUAGUAUGUGGCUUCUCUGAAAAGAAACCGCCGUGGGUCUUGUUAGCCGAUGCAACAGAGGAGCUGUUUGAGGCCGCGACAAGCCAUGACUUUCGACGAUUGGCCAAUCUUGGUGCAGCAAGAGGAAGUUUGAGGCCUCGGCAACAGUAUUUGCGUGCUCUUAUGGGUAGCAGUACCUCACCAGUCAAAUAUGCGUCGGUAAAGCUACAGUGCGAUCAACAGGCACAGAAUAGGGAAACGGCUUUAUCAUUGAAACUCAGCAUCUCCAAGGGUAGUCGAGCGACUGGCUUCUUAUUUGGACACUAA